Caenorhabditis auriculariae is the source of this 1216-nucleotide messenger RNA. The record is from the annotation of a GenBank genome assembly. Lineage: Eukaryota; Metazoa; Nematoda; Chromadorea; Rhabditida; Rhabditidae.
AUGCCAAAGCCCCAAGGCGGUAUUAAAUGGUAUACCAUCGCUUUCCUGAUCUACGGUAUUCCUACUAUAUUUUUGACCGUCUGUUUGUUCAUUCUGCUCUGUUUCCACAAAGCUUUCAAGAGCUCUUUUUACAGACUCGUCCAGAUAAACUUCCUCGUGGUAAGCGGAACAAAGAAAUGUGCCUGGGAAACUGUUUCAGAGUGUUGCUUGUUACGCCAACACCUGGUAUUCGCUUCGGUUGCCACUUGAGAAUGCUGGUUACAGUUUCAUCCUCAGCAUUGAAAGACAUCUACCCGGAACUAUGACAUGGGCGCAGUUUCUGCUCGCUUGGUUUUUUCUUAGCUGGAGUUUCGAACUUCCGACGUCAAAACUUUUUUAGGUUCUUCCAUAUGCAAAACAUAACGACAUUCACGCUUUGCCUUCAUCGACUCACUUCGACAAUUUUCUCGAAUUGUGCUGAUAAAGUGAAAAAAUGAUGAAAGUUUUUCUUAAACUCUGAACAUUUUAGUUCUGGAGACGCUACUAUUUAUUGUUUUUUGUGGGAUCAGGACUUCUGAGCACAUUGUUCAUGAGUCCGUGGAUUUUCGGAGAGCGUUUCCUACUCGUAAAAAUAUUGGACGGGAACUAUGUGCAGAAUCUCCAUCCGGUGAGAAACUUCCCAUUCAAGUCAAUAUGUUUCGGGCUCAGCAACAGUUCGAGCUUCUCACGCAGUACAACUUUCUCUGCGCUCUCUUAUAUUUUACGGUUAUACCUUUGACUGCAGUAUGGUCAAACAUCCUGAUAUCAAGAAAAAUGCGAGGUUAUUUUCAUAUUUCUUGACUAAUAAAUAUGCGAAGUUCAGCCGUCGGCUACACUGCAGCGGAGAGAUAUUCUCAAAAGCUGUCCCGCAUAACUUUUGCCAUUUCUUUGGUGCACUUUGGCAACUUUUCCUAUACGGUUCUUUAUUUUUCAUUGAGAGUAAUUAAAGUUUCCAUUGAAGAUAGAAGAAGGGAUAGCGACAACUUUUGGAAUUCGCUUGAUUCCAGCUGAUACGGUUGGAAUUUUUGUUUCGUUUGCUUCUGAUGCCGUGAGUUUACUAGAAAUUGAAUGAAACCAGUGAAGCAAAGUUAAGGUAACGCUGGCCUUGCCGUAUAUCCUGCUACUCUUCGAUUCUAAUCUAAGACAAGUUCUGCGCAGAUCGGUUGCUGUCACACCGCAUUUAGUGGUUAUAACUUGA